Molecule: messenger RNA, 415 nt
Organism: Spodoptera frugiperda (fall armyworm)
Lineage: Eukaryota; Metazoa; Arthropoda; Insecta; Lepidoptera; Noctuidae
Gene: UQCR-Q
Product: cytochrome b-c1 complex subunit 8
Exons: 2
Coding region: 97-345 (82 amino acids)
Biological process (GO): mitochondrial electron transport, ubiquinol to cytochrome c
Source: RefSeq, a predicted model, not a curated record
UGUCAAUUUAUUUGACAUUUGAAAUAAUAGUGGAGCGAGCUGAGCUGCAUUAUUGGUUAUAUAAUUCAGUUUUCAGUAUAAAAUCAGUAACCGAAAAUGGGAAAACACUUCGGAGAGCUUGCUAAAAUCCGUGGAUUGAUCACCUACAAGUUGUCGCCACAUGAACAACGUGCAUAUGCUGGAGCUGUAUCCAAUGGAAUCCCCAACAUGUUCCGCAGAUUCCGUGAGAGCGUCUUUAAGGUCGCCCCACCUUUCAUCCUUGGUUACCUGGUCUAUGAAGGUGUAGAGAGGGAGCACAAGCGCCUUGCACGCAAGAAUCCUGCUGAUUUUGAAAAUGAUCAAUAAAUAAGUGUUGUAAUUAAGUAAUCAAUUAUAAUUUAUGUUUUAGAUGUUUAAUUAAAACCUUAUAAAGCAA